AUGGGUUUUUUAGUUUUUAAUUGUUUUGAAGUGUAUGAUUGAUUUGAAGCAAUUGACACUUUUGUUGUGUUGCGAAUGGGGUUUAUGAUGAUGGGUGUUUCUUUUAUUUCAAUUCGUGACUGUGUACCUUUUUUAAUUGGGGGGUUAGAUAACUAUUUUAUUUUGUUUUUUUGUUUGUGUAUGUGGGGUUUCUAGGUUUUUAAAGAAGGUGGUAUUUGACUUUGAGACUAAAAGGGGUGAUUGAUUGUAAUGAGGUUUUGUAGGGCUGAUAAUAUAGUUUGUGUUUGAUGGGAUAUUACUGGGUUUUGUGGCUCUUGCAUGUGUAUGAUUUUGAAUGAUCAUUAUUCUGAUUGCUUAUAGUUUGGAUUUUUCAUGAAUUUUUGGUAAAAGUUGAAGGUUGGAGACUGGUAUCAGUCUUAGUCUGCGCUUUUGGGUUAGGGUAUGAUCAUGUGUUUAUGUUAGAAACUUGAGGUUUUUUGUGGUAUCUAUUGACAGGUGACCAUCUUUACAUUACCUCGGCUCGAUGGUUUGAUGUCUUUUUUAGUUAUGGAUUUGGGAAGAAUAGCUUAUAGAGAGCUUUGAUUAGUUUAAGGAAAAUUUUGAUUUUGUAUCUCCAUUGCGAUAAUGGGGGAAGAGUCUUCUUGGAUCAGAAGAACAAAUUUUUCUCACACCAUUUAUCAUCGCCUGGACUCUGGCAAAUUUGCCAUAGACUCUAGCAGUUUGGCAUCUCAUUCGGACAGAGCUUCCGGUCUUCAAACAAGACCCGCAAAUGGAUCAGGUGGUAAUCAGAUUCAGCUCAAUCAUAGAACAAAUAAACCUAGGGCUGCAUCGCCUCUCCCUGAAACCAAACUCUCAGAUACUUUUAAGGAAGCGAGGUCUGAUAGGAAGCGAUUCUCAACUCCACAUCCCGUAAGAAGAGGAUCGGGAAAGGCAACCCCUAAAGAUUCUCUUGCAAAAAGGGCCCCUGAUACUAACCAUUCCCCCAAGUCGCUAAAGCACUUCUCUUCUAUGAAAAUUUAUGAUAAGCUGAAGAGCAAAAAGGAGUCGGCAUGGACAAAGUUUUUUGAUCAUGGUGGCGGUAAGGUUACCUCUGUCGAAUCAGCUGAUGAAUGGAUGGUUGAUCUCUCUAAGCUAUUUAUUGGGCUUAGAUUUGCUCAUGGGGCGCAUAGUCAACUUUACCAUGGGUGUUACAAGGAUGAAUCUGUUGCUGUAAAAAUGAUUAGGGUACCAGAUGAUAUCGACGAUGGAUCACUUGGAGCUCGGUUAGAGAAGCAGUUCACAAGAGAAGUUACCCUUUUGAGUCGUCUGCACCACCAAAAUGUCAUUAAGUUUAAAGGAGCAUGCAGAAAACCACCAGUCUUCUGCAUCAUCACAGAAUAUCUUUCUGAGGGUUCUUUGAGGGCAUACUUGCACAAGCUUGAGGAGAUUCUUCCCUUACGAAAAGUAGUCUCGAUGGCUCUGGAUAUUGCCCGGGGGAUGGCAUUCAUUCAUUCUCAAGGUGUCAUACAUAGGGACCUUAAGCCUGAGAAUAUACUUAUAAAUCAGGAUUUUCAGCUGAAAAUUGCAGAUUUUGGAAUAGCUUGUCGUGACACAUCUUGUGAUCCCCUGGCUGACGACUCCGGAACUUAUCGCUGGAUGGCUCCGGAGAUGAUUAAACGCAAAUCAUACAGCAGAAAGGUCGAUGUUUAUAGUUUUGGACUCAUUUUAUGGGAAAUGGUAGCUGGAAAUAUACCGUACGAGGAUAUGACACCCAUCCAAGCCGCUUUUGCCGUGGUGAACAAGAAUUUUAGACCAGCUAUCCCAGGUGACUGCCCUGCUGCCAUGAAAGCUUUGAUUGAGCAGUGUUGGUCCUUACAACCAGACAGAAGGCCAGAUUUUUGUCAGGUUGUGAAGGUGCUAGAGCAGUUUGAGGCUUCACUUGCAAGUGAUGGAAACUUAAAUAAGCUACAAAACCUGCCUUGUCAAGAUCACAAGAAAGGGAUUCUUCAUCUGAUUCAGAAGAUUGGCCCUGUACAUCAUAACCCUUCACCAAAGCCCAAACCUAAAUUUGCAUGAUGUUUUUGGUGAUCUGGCUUUUGUAGUUUCCAGGUCGCAAUGUACAUCGCAGCUCCUUUUUUUCCUUCCUUUUUUCUUUUUUUUUUUAAUUUUUUUUUUUUAGACUUUUCCUUGUAUUCUCGUACUAAAUUAUAUGAAUAUGUAAAUUAAAUAGGAGUUAAGGUAAA
Messenger RNA from Daucus carota subsp. sativus, 2222 nucleotides. Its product is annotated as serine/threonine/tyrosine-protein kinase HT1. Gene Ontology annotation, biological process: signal transduction; protein phosphorylation. Gene Ontology annotation, cellular component: cytoplasm. The transcript is spliced from 3 exons. The record is from RefSeq and is a predicted model, not a curated record. Lineage: Eukaryota; Viridiplantae; Streptophyta; Magnoliopsida; Apiales; Apiaceae. Gene Ontology annotation, molecular function: protein kinase activity; ATP binding. Bases 625 to 2055 code for a protein of 476 amino acids.